AUGGCUGAGAAACAGAUGGAUGAAGACAUUGUUUUUGCUGAAAUGAGUAAUUUGAUGGAACAAUGGAAGCAAAAGCAGAUAACAUGUGAAGAGUUUGUUGCUGCAAACCAAGCUCUUAUUCAUAAAAAAUAUAAUCUGUCGAUUGUAGUGGAUCAAUAUGAGAUGAAAAUAAGAUCUAAAGAGAUGAUAGCAUCAAAUGAAGAAAUCAAUGAAACCGUUCCAGAUGAAAAAUCUAGCAAGCAACGUAUCAUCGAUUUAUCAUUGAAAUAUAAUAUAUUUAGUCGACACACGAUAUUUAUUGCUAUUGAGAAAACGAAUCAAUGCUCGUAA
Rotaria socialis is the source of this 330-nucleotide messenger RNA. NCBI's taxonomy places the organism in Eukaryota, Metazoa, Rotifera, Eurotatoria, Philodinida, Philodinidae. The record is from the annotation of a GenBank genome assembly.